CAGAGCUGAAGGAAGUGCUGCCGGUGCCCUGUCAUGAUGCCGUUCGGGGGAAUUGCUGCCCAGCUGCAGAGGAACCGCCUGAAAGCAGAAGGGGUCGGCCAACACCAUAAUGCCAUCAAGUACCUUAACCAGGACUACGAGGCCCUCAAGCAGCAGUGUCUGGAGAGCGGUACCCUCUUUAGGGACCCCCAGUUUCCAGCUUGCCCCUCUGCCCUUGGCUUCAAGGAGCUGGGGCCACACUCCAGCAAGACGCGAGGAGUGGAGUGGAAACGUCCUUCAGAAUUAGUGGAUGACCCUCAGUUCAUUGUGGGUGGUGCAACACGGACAGAUAUCUGCCAGGGAGCUCUGGGUGACUGCUGGCUGCUGGCUGCCAUCGGCUCCCUCACGCUCAAUGAGGAGCUCCUGCACCGCGUCGUGCCCCACGGGCAGAGCUUCCAGGAGGAUUAUGCAGGCAUCUUCCACUUCCAGAUCUGGCAGUUUGGCGAGUGGGUAGAUGUGGUGGUUGAUGACCAGCUGCCCACCAAGGACGGGGAGCUCCUGUUUGUGCAUUCAGCAGAGUGCACUGAGUUCUGGAGUGCUCUGCUGGAGAAGGCCUAUGCCAAGCUGAAUGGUAGCUACGAGUCGCUCUCCGGGGGCAGCACCACUGAGGGCUUUGAGGACUUCACGGGUGGUGUGGCAGAGAUGUACGACCUCAAACGGCCGCCACGCAACAUGGGCCACAUCAUCCGCAAGGCACUGGAGAGGGGAUCCCUGCUGGGCUGCUCUAUUGAUAUCACAAGUGCCUUUGAUAUGGAAGCAGUGACCUUCAAGAAGCUGGUGAAGGGCCAUGCCUAUUCUGUCACAGCCUUCAGAGAUGUGAGUUGGCUGCAUGGGCAGGAACAGCUCAUCCGCAUCAGGAACCCCUGGGGUCAGGUGGAGUGGACCGGAGCCUGGAGUGAUGGUUCCUCUGAGUGGGACAACAUUGACCCCAGUGACAGAGAAGACCUGCAAUUGAAGAUGGAGGAUGGAGAGUUCUGGAUGUCUUUCCGGGACUUCAUGAGAGAGUUUUCCAGGUUGGAGAUCUGUAACCUAACCCCUGAUGCCCUCACUAAGGAUGAGCUAAGCAGGUGGCACACGCAGGUGUUUGAGGGCACGUGGCGCCGGGGUAGCACAGCCGGGGGCUGCAGGAAUCACCCAGCCACGUUUUGGAUCAACCCCCAGUUUAAAAUCAAACUAUUGGAAGAGGAUGACGACCCUGGGGAUGACGAGGUAGCCUGCAGCUUCCUAGUGGCCCUGAUGCAGAAGCAUCGUCGGAGGGAGCGGCGGGUGGGCGGUGACAUGCACACCAUCGGCUUCGCCGUCUACGAGGUCCCUGAAGAGGCCCAGGGCUGCCAAAAUGUGCACAUGAAGAAAGACUUCUUCCUGCGAAACCAGUCGCGGGCACGAUCUGAGACCUUCAUCAACCUGCGGGAGGUGAGCAACCAGAUCCGGCUGCCUCCUGGAGAGUACAUCAUAGUGCCCUCCACCUUCGAGCCACACAAGGAGGCUGACUUCGUCUUGCGGGUCUUCACCGAGAAGCAGUCGGACACAGAGGAGCUGGACGAGGAGAUCUCGGCUGAUCUAGGGGAUGAGGAGGAAAUUUCUGAAGAUGACAUAGAAGAUGGCUUCAAGAAUAUGUUCCAGCAGCUGGCAGGAGAGGACAUGGAAAUUAGUGUCUUUGAGCUCAAGACUAUCCUGAACAGAGUAAUUGCUAGACACAAAGAUCUGAAGACAGAUGGAUUCAGCCUGGAUUCUUGCCGAAAUAUGGUCAAUCUGAUGGAUAAAGAUGGCAGUGCCCGUCUUGGGCUGGUGGAGUUCCAGAUCCUGUGGAACAAAAUUCGGAGCUGGCUGAGCAUCUUCCGUCAGCACGACCUGGAUAAAUCAGGCACCAUGAGCUCAUAUGAAAUGCGCAUGGCUCUAGAGUCGGCAGGUUUCAAGCUGAACAAUAAGCUGCAUCAGGUGGUGGUGGCCCGCUACGCUGACUCCAACAUGGGUGUGGACUUUGACAACUUUGUCUGCUGCCUGGUCAAGCUGGAGGCCAUGUUCAGGUUCUUCCGCAGUAUGGACCCCGAGGGCACUGGCACUGCCGUGAUGAACAUUUCUGAGUGGCUGUUGCUGACGAUGUGCGGCUAAGAGCCACAACAGAUUCACUGCAGCUAGGCCACCCCAGCUGGUCCGGCCCAAUCCAAGUGCCUCCUCUUGGAUUCAUGGACA
Tinamus guttatus (white-throated tinamou) is the source of this 2232-nucleotide messenger RNA. The record is from RefSeq and is a predicted model, not a curated record. NCBI's taxonomy places the organism in Eukaryota, Metazoa, Chordata, Aves, Tinamiformes, Tinamidae.